Molecule: messenger RNA, 3096 nt
Organism: Orbicella faveolata
Lineage: Eukaryota; Metazoa; Cnidaria; Anthozoa; Scleractinia; Merulinidae
Biological process (GO): regulation of transcription by RNA polymerase II
Cellular component (GO): transcription regulator complex; nucleus
Molecular function (GO): DNA-binding transcription factor activity, RNA polymerase II-specific; RNA polymerase II cis-regulatory region sequence-specific DNA binding
Source: RefSeq, a predicted model, not a curated record
UCGCGCAUGCAGUAUUUGUACUUAAAGUGACUCUGAGAAAGUCUGAGAGUGUGUCGGAAUCAUUCAUAUUUCAUGUGUUGAAGUUAGCUCAGAUUAUCAUGAAAACAAUACAGUGUUACACAUCCUGGCGUUUCCGGGAGCAAGGUAUUUACCAAAUGACUCAUUUUCCUGAUGUGUAAUUAUGUAAGUCAAUUCAAUUUUGUCUCGGAAUGUCCUUAAAAAUCUGCGAAACACACGAAAGCUUUUAGUUAGCCGCAAACAACUCAGAAUAGCCCCACGCAGGGCAAGUAAACAACAAAUCCCAAAAUCGAUCUCUAGGCCAGAUUGUUAAUGCAAGGAAAAGCAUUUCUUCUCAGCAGAAGAAAACAUCACAAAUCUCAUAAUUUUGAUUGAUUGAUGACAGUCUCGGUAAUUUCCACCAAUGGCGUCCGAGCCACUGGUGAUUUAAGGGCGUGGCUUAGCUGGCGCGCAUGAGUACUGGGAGAGUUUAAAGUUUGCCCACGUGGUUACACAUUGUCAAAAUUUAACAACGUUGUUGAUUCUUUCAGUUUGUUAUCAGUACUUUUGCAUGGCACUGAGCUAAAUAGCGUGCACUGUUGUAGCGAGCUACUCGGGCAAAUUAAACCAUGGAACCUCCUGUGUACUCUCCUCCAGCAACCAACCACUACGAACCGAUGGAGGCCGAAACGCCUACACUACCCUAUGGCACCGAUUACAAAUUGAAAAUGGUAAAUUUGAACGGGGAAGAAAUCGCCGCGUUCAAUGUCGAGGGGGAAGACCUUCUGUGCUUCCCGCAAGUGUACGAGUAUUUUCUCAAAGAUCUUGUGUCGGGCAUGCACACUGUGUACACAAAACUGAAACGGAUGAAUAUUCAAGGACGGAACUGUAAUGUGGAACAAGUUCGAAUGAUGAGGAGUGUUGGAGCAAUAGGUCAAGUUGUAAAUCGGUGCAAGCUGAUCUCGCGCGAAGAUUUCAACAGACUUUAUGAAGACUGUUUGCUUUACAGGGGCCCGGGUAGGCGCAAAAAGAAUCCCGACAUUCCUCCCGAGCUUCUUAACAACCCUUUUAAACACUUCAAAGUUGACCAUCAUGCUGACAGACCUGUCAACCUGUCAAACGGAGAACCAAUGAAGACAGACGAUGUAAACAAGUCAAUAUCACGUGAUCCAUCCCCGAACGCUGGUGUCAGUGUGACGUUUGAAGGAGUACGUGAUGCUAACAACAAUGCAACCGGCGCUGAACGAAAAGACUUGCAGUUUAGGACGCCGAUUUCCCGACCACCGGAGCGCGUCGUGAACAUGACGUCAUCACAAACAGCAAUGAAUCACACGUCGCCUCAUCUUCACGUCAGCCCGCGAUACUCUACUACUCACGUGAUCCAUUCGCCGACGAACACGCCAUCGUCACGUAUCAUUAGCCCGCCCAGCGGUGUUAUUUUAGCGCCAAAUUCACAGUCAUGCGCGUUUAACUUUCCUCCAAGGCCCCAGGUGUCUUUGAGCCCCCAAGGAAACGUAUUAAGUCCGCCAACAAAUGGCGCUCCACCUGUCAGCGGUGCAUCGACUGUACUGAACCACAGUCCUGGGAGAUCGCCAAAUGUUGGAGACGCUUUGAACGUUGAAGCUUCGGUACCUCAUGUCAGCAGUACUGGCACAUCUGAGCAUGCGGAGUUCAGAAACGUAACCGCCAAUGACACAGGUUCGGAAAUGUCGGCAUCUUCUCCACACGUGUUGUUACGAGAGCCUGAAUACAGAGAACCCGGAUCUACGGAAAGCCUGCUUCUUAACAUUCAAGGUCUUCUGAAAGUAGCGGCAGAAAAUACCAGACAAAACGAGAGACAGGCUGUUUACGAGAAGAGUAACCCAGCUUGUUUUAGCUUUAUCUUGCAGCUUCAUGUUUUUUCUUCUGCAGCUUUUCUCCAAAAGAAGCUCAAGAAAGAAAAGAGAGCAAAACGUAAGCUUGGCGAGCAACUCCUGGAGGAGCAGCAACGAAGUGAAUUGCUUGAAGAACAGCUUAGAGAAACGACUCAAGACGCUCUUAAACAGCGGAAUGACGAGUUAAUUCAAGAGCUGGAGAGAGAACGAUGCGCGAAGAUUGAGGCUGAGAGGAAGUUAAAAGAAGCUCGAGGUGAGAUUCAGAACUUCGUGCACAACUUCCUUGAAAACCCAACUCAAGAGGGGACUGGGCACCAGUCGGAGGAAGAACCAGAAGAACUAAACGUCGUAGAAGUUGUCAAGGACGACCAGAUAGUAGUCAACACAUAGGUCUGCAACGCGUGCUUAUUAACCGACUGGCGAUGGCUCUAUGUCCAUUUCGGGCAUAACACAGGGGCGAGAAUUUGAGGGGAAACUCGUGUCUGCGGUAACCGCGGCACUGGAGAGAAAAGAAACUUACAUUAUUGCUCGCGCUUUUUCUGGUGUAGAUGAUUUUGUUUGAGUUCAUUUCUUUUGCAAAGCGAGCUUGAUUGAAUGCAGUACUCGAUGGCAAAGUUCAAGUUGAAGUUUCUGUGUAUAUACUAGUCAAGUAACGUCGUUGAACCUCAGAAAAAGAACAAAGCCAUAAAACAAAUUGAGUCCGAUCCAUCAUUGACCCUUGUACUACCUUCCUUGGCGAAAGGUUUGGUGCUUACACAUCGUUACGAGAUGUCCAUUCAGCGAACGUGUUUCGCUCUGUUGUGAUGUUAAAGUCCGGUCUGUUCGUAAACCACCGAAAAUGUUGAUAUAGUUUUAUAGCUCUGUAAAUACCAAAGCGUAGAAAUCGUUCGUGGCAUACGUGUGAGAUUUGAUGAUUAUUUAUUUUGUAUAUGACAAGCGCUCUUUUACAUCACUUUGUUGUGCUGUUGUGUUUGUACUUGAAAUGACCACAAAUACAGAAAUCUACUUUUAUAACUCGUGUUUAUUGCCAUAGUUGCAACUGACUACUUUGUUACAGUUUUUUUAACUUAACAUAAUCUUAGCUAUAAACACCUGAGGAUCGGAAACAACUUGAGCGGUUUUACAGUGAGACUUCUCGAACCGGUCCACCUGGAGGGAAACUAACCAAACGUAAACUGAGAUCCGUGGUACCCUUUUCGUGUCGACAAGUAAUAACGGUCUGUUU